Molecule: messenger RNA, 3237 nt
Organism: Puntigrus tetrazona (Sumatra barb)
Lineage: Eukaryota; Metazoa; Chordata; Actinopteri; Cypriniformes; Cyprinidae
Gene: rap2ab
Product: RAP2A, member of RAS oncogene family b
Exons: 2
Coding region: 483-1034 (183 amino acids)
Biological process (GO): negative regulation of cell migration; Rap protein signal transduction
Cellular component (GO): plasma membrane
Molecular function (GO): GDP binding; GTPase activity; GTP binding
Source: RefSeq, a predicted model, not a curated record
CGUCAAUCCCGCAACAAAACUCCUAUCCUCGAGCCGAGACGGUGUGCUCGGGCUUCAGAAGGUCUCCACCCGAGAGUAUGGCGGUUGAGGAUGCUGGAAGAUGCAGAAGAAUAGCUAUUCCGGAAUGCAGCAGCGUCCUUAAGGAUCUCCAAAUGACGCUCGGAGGGGACGCGUGAUGACGGGGCGCGACGCGCUUUUAUAACCUAGAACGCAAGCCAAUGCAUGUUAAAAGAUUAUUUCUCCAAGCAGCUGUCGGGUUCUGGCUAUUCGAGGCGGCUAGAGAUGCCAUGAAGUCCGCGCAUCGGCUCUUUGUGCGCCUCUGUUAUUUGUCUCUAUGGUGAGUGUUGCAAUACAGCCGGCCAUGGCUCCGCGUCUGCUCGACUUCUGCGAUAUUCAAGGCAAGUUUCCCGUGGCAUCCGAUCGGUUUGGACACUGUUAGCUGGCUCCGUUACGCGCGUCACGUCGGUUCGCAUCCGUGCGCAAUGCGCGAGUAUAAGGUGGUGGUGCUGGGCAGCGGAGGGGUCGGGAAGUCCGCGCUCACGGUGCAGUUCGUGACCGGGACCUUCAUCGAGAAGUACGACCCGACCAUCGAAGACUUCUACCGCAAGGAGAUCGAGGUGGAUUCGUCGCCGUCGGUGCUGGAGAUCCUGGACACGGCCGGGACGGAGCAGUUCGCGUCCAUGCGGGAUCUCUACAUCAAGAACGGCCAGGGCUUCAUCCUGGUCUACAGCCUGGUCAACCAGCAGAGCUUCCAAGAUAUAAAGCCCAUGAGAGACCAGAUCAUCAGGGUGAAGAGAUACGAGCGCGUGCCCGUGAUUCUGGUGGGAAACAAGGUGGACCUGGACAACGAGCGCGAGGUUUCAUCGAGCGAGGGCCAGGCUCUAGCUGAAGAAUGGGGCUGCCCGUUCAUGGAGACGUCGGCCAAGAGCAAAACCAUGGUGGACGAACUGUUCUCGGAGAUAGUCAGGCAGAUGGACUACGCCUCUCAGCCGGAUAAGGAAGACCCGUGCUGCUCCUCCUGCAAUAUACAAUAACCCCUCACAAUCACACGAGGUUCUCGGAGGGGUUCCACGUGGAGAUCGUCGCUAAAGAGUGGUCUUCAAACACGCGUGAACGGCGUCUACACACUAGAGAAUGCUGCAGAUCCGUUCUUUUGAUGCAUCGCGUACAUUUAUGAGCAAACGUUCUUCCGGUAACGUUAAUUGAAUGUUCGUUCAACGCGCUCUGCUGUAAUGGUCUGAUGUUCUCAGUGUUAUUAGUGACCCACAACCACAAAAGCAGUCAUAAAGGUUGUUUUUUUGGAAAUUUAUUUACGUAUCAGACGAAUAAAAAAGCUUUCCGUUGACGUAUGGUUUGUUAGCUAUUUGAAAAUCUGGAAUCUAAGUGUGGGAAAAAUCGAAAUACAUAAAAUCGGCAAACGUUUAAAUUCUUAGCGAUGCAUAUUACUAAUCAUAAAUGAAGCUUUGAUGUGUUUACAGUAGAAAAUAUCUUCAUGGGACAUGAUCUUUCCUCAAUAUCCAAAAGAUUUUUUGGCAUAAAAUAAUUUUUUUUUUACUUUUGACACAUAUAAUUUAUUGUUGGCUAUUGCUAUAAAUAAACCUGUGCUACUUAUGACUGCUUUUGUGCUCCAGGCUCACCUUUACACAUACAUUUCUUAAACGUUUUAAUUGGUCGUUUUUCUAACAUUGUUUAAACGUUACUAUUUGAUUUGGAACGUUAGAGGACCUUCAAAAGUGUCUGCAAAAUGGAAACAAAAAGAACAUUUAAAACAUAAAAAAAAAAAAUGUUUUGGGUGUUCAGAGACAAACUGAAAAAUAACGCUUUUAUAACAUAAUAGGAAUAUUAGCAAAACGUCUUUUCACAUCGUUUUUUUGUUCUUCUUGAUCGUGCAAACAUCACAGUAAAUAUUAAUGGAAUGUUAUCAUUUUACUUCUGAAUGUUCUCUGAACGUUCUGAAAACGUAAGUGGUAACGUUAUAGAAAUGUAUUAAAAUGUUCCCUGAGCCGUGCAUAAAUAAUUGAUUUUGUGAACAUUCAAUAGUAAAAUUCGCAUAAAACUAAAAGAACGUUUUGAACGAGGCCAUUGAUAAAUAACUUUUUCAUAACGUAAUGGGAACGUUAGCAAAACAUUCUUUUUUGCUAAGUUGGUAAUGCAAAUGUUACAGAAUGUUACUUUUGAACGUCCUCUGAACAUUCCGAAAACGUAAGUGGUAACAUUUAAAAAUGUAUCAAAAUGUUCCGUGAGCCAUGUGUAAAUAAUGAUUAAGCGCUAACAAUAAAUGUUCUAUUAAUGUCGCUGGAAAGAACGUUUUGGGUUGGCGAAAGUGACGUUAAAUCGAAAAUCCCGCUUGUGUUUCCCUCCAAAAACGGAUCGCGAAGUGCGAAGCUUUCUCUAGUGUGUAAAUGCCUUAAUCCGACACGUUUAUGAUGAAUAAAUUAACAAGAAACUGUAAAAAAAAAAAAAAAAAAAAAAAAAAAAAAGGUCAAAGGGGUUAAAAAAUGCACCAAACUUGAGUCUUUCUUUUCCCCGCAUGUUUUCAUUCUAAGUCUGACGCUGUUCGCAAGAGACUCGAUCGCGUUGAUUUCGUUUAGUUUGCACAUAUAGAACCUGAUGUCUUAAACUGCCAUUACUUUAAUAAAGAGCCAGAAUGAGCUAGUUCUGUUCUUCCAAGCGGCCCGCCGUCAGACGUGGUGACGUUUCCUCCGAGGGACUCUCAGACGAUGUGUGCGCCGUUGCAGCGAUGAGGGGCUUUACUUUGAGGGACAUUUUCUUUGAGGAAGCCAAAUAGGAUGCUGAGAAGCACUUUUCUUUUGUAAAGUCGUGUCUGUUUUGAUUUAUGAAACUGCUGGGAAUAUUCAGCUGAUUAUGUUGUGGUUUCUACUUAGCACCUCGAUAUAGAAUGUUGCAGAUACUGAAUUAUGUAUUUUGUAAUAAUGUAGUAAAACAAUCAUGGGAUUUGCUUUAGAAUAAUCGGGUGGGAACAGUAUUUGUCAUGAAACGCUUUCGGCACUUUCCACAAGAAGAGUCCAGAUGUCCUGUUACUUUUAUUUGAAGCAAUAAAGAUUUAAAGAAGCGGUUCGGUUAACCUAACAUUUAAUGUAGGCAGUUUUUAACAUCUCAAAUGUCUGUAAGAACCCUUAAAAAUGACAAUUUGUCCUUUUACACCUCAAGAGGUCUAGAUGGUUAAAAUCAUUAAUAUAUGUUGAACUACUAUUUGAUUAAAUGCAAAAAAUAAAU